Molecule: messenger RNA, 2689 nt
Organism: Cephus cinctus (wheat stem sawfly)
Lineage: Eukaryota; Metazoa; Arthropoda; Insecta; Hymenoptera; Cephidae
Exons: 7
Coding region: 395-1819 (474 amino acids)
Source: RefSeq, a predicted model, not a curated record
AAGAAGGGAUGAAUCUCUCGGGAAGCUGAGGCAAGAAUGGUUCUUGGAUAUCCCCGGGGAAAUUUCACUUUCUAGUAACAAACGUAUUAGCAUUGUGAAUAGUAGAGUUUUGUUCUACGAGCAGGUUAUUACUUCAUUUUGAUUUAUACGAGGCUUAUUACCGCGGUGACGUUACACUAACAGACAUUUCUACAAAUGCCGAGCACAUAUGCCAUCGUAUUGAAACGUCCGUAUGUAUAGACAAUACAUUGAAUCUGCACGUUCCUAUUCAUAUUCCUUCCUAUUAGUCUGGAUUGAUUUUUCUUCAGCUUUUAAUCAGAUCACAAAACGUAACGAAGUCUACGGCAAAGCUCUCUCAAGGAUGACACGUGUAAUAGAAGAAAGAAGGUGAAUAAUGAUCCAAGAGGAAUGUAAAAAUCUUGGCAUUUGUCUUUAUGUUAUACUGACGUUAUGUGUCCGCUACGGAUUUUCCGAGGGAACUGAAUCACCGGAUUUAACGUCUUUAGUUUCGACAGCGCAUGCAUCUCCCGCUGCCUAUAUUACAGAAUGGCGAUGGAUUGCCGAAGAACGAAAUACUGUCUGGGAUUCCUGGGGACCAACCCCAAGACUGGAACACAGUUUUUUUUCUCGCAAGGGUGAACAAUGGAUUUACGGCGGACAUGUCAAUGGAAAAAAUUAUACUGACCUUUGGCUCUCUAGUAAUGGCCAUCCUUGGAACGGGAUAACACUUCCCGCAGGAUUGACACAAACAGAUCCACCAAGGAAGGCUGGACUGUGUACAUCUAAGGGUGUACUCGCCUUGUACCCAUUAAAAGGCGAUACAGUAUGGCUUUUGGACAUUAAUGACAGCGCAUGGACAGCGUUUGUAUGCUUGGGAAGUUCAACGAUCAACAGCACAGUCACUACCAAAAAUAAUUGUCCUGGAGAUUUGAGUGACAAUGCAACAUCCUGGUGUGAUGGAGAGAGAGGACGAAUGUUUGUAUUCUCAACAAACAUUGUUUGGUCCUUGAGUCUAUCCUCGCCGCACUGGCUCAGCUACACUAUUCCGGAGAACGACCUGGAGAAACUAUCUCAGUGCGAAUCAAUAAUCCACGCGGAUUUAACAGAAGGGGAGAAGUCUGGUCUAUAUCUGCUAUGUAGCAAAGCUGAUGAUGGAGCAUGGAACAUUUUUAGAUUAAGAGGAUUAGAUAAGGGACUGAAAUUGGAUAAUUUGGGAAGCGUGUCUCUUCAACCGGUGAACGUAUCAUCCUUAGCUUUAACUGUGGUCUAUUGCGAUGAGACCCUUGCCCUUGUCAUUGCUCAGGAUGCCAAUAUAUCAGUAUGGGUGAUCGAAAGUAAUGGUCAUUUGAUAAAAACUGGAAACUCAUGGGUCGGGAAUACGUUGAAGCGGCUACAGAUUUAUGCAGCAAUAGACUAUUCAAUUACGUGUAAAAGCAAUUCCUAUCGACUGAGGAAUCCUCGCGUGCAACUCGAUGAAAAGACUCCUGGAAAGGAUAAGGCAUAUUGGCCCAGAAGUCGAGGAAGUUUUCGUAUGACCUUCAUCGAGUUAGGAGAAUUAACUAAGGUCGAUCAGGACGGUUUGCAUCUUUAUCAUCAUAGAAGAGCCACAGAGGCCUUGAUCUUCUUUGCACUCUGUCUAUUGAUGUUCCUAACAUUUGGAAUAGCAUGGUUCUUCAAAAGGUGCGUGACCAUUCCUACGGUACCCAGGGGCUGGCCCGGAAGUUGGGGUAGGUCAACGAGCUCUGCAGGUUUAGGCGACUGCACUCCAACUGCACGUUAUACCCCUAUACCACGAGGAGAAGUCGGUUUAAUUACUUGAUCUCACGAAGGGAAUUAAAUACUGAGAUAUGGUAGAUUUGAAAUCACGAUGAAGACAUUUUUAACGGUCACCUUGCAAACGAUAUCGCUGUUACGAUAUAUCUUGAACCUUUGAAAUGCAUUGACUAUUUUUUCGUCAAUUUCAACUCAACUAAAGUGGAAUUCCUUUACGUCGUUCGAGAUUGGUGCAGCGUGCAAUUUCGUCUGUGUUUCAUAUACAUAGAAAGAAUCAGAUUGGACUAUUUUCUUGGAGAAAAGAAACAAAUUAUACUAAUAAAACAAGUAAAAGGUACUAAACCCACAAGGAUUUAUAUUUCGUGGAUAAAAGAUGAAGUAAAUAUAAAAGCAUCGAACUUAUUAACUCUUACUCUGCAUGAUUUUUGAUAAAACAAUGUCUGUACCCACCGUAUUCUUUUGUAUUACUAUAGAAACGUAUAUAAUUGUAUAGCAACGUGAAUAAUCAAUGUGUAAAAGUAAUUACUGUAAAGGUACGAGAAACGAGAAGAAAAAGUAAAAAUAAACGUAAAAAGGAAUUACGUUUAGUUGCAUGAAACCGCAAAGCAGUAUUGUUUUAUCAUUUUAUUUCUCCCAGAUGUGAAGGCAUCAAAGUUUUCAUUUACGUCACCAUAUGGAACAGUGGGAAAAUAUUGUCUGCAACGAGUCGGGCAACGGAUAUAAUCACGUACCAAAGUAAUCACGUUGUUCCCAAUAAAAGAAAUGAAUAGUAGAUUUCUACUCUGUAUUUAAUACGUCCGCAUUGUGCAUAAUCCUUCCGUCCACAUCGCAGAAUUAAAAUUUUUAACAGAGAGUAGAAUCCAUUGAUAUUUGUAUCCCACCCGAUGGUCAAAUAAAUGUUUUAUUGAAUUCUGUA